AUGGAGGUCGUUGGCAGUAAGUUGAUGGCGGCGGCGGCGGCGGCGGUGCUGCUAGUGAUCAUGUUUGUUGGCAGCGCAACUCAAGCCUACGGCAGCUACGCGACGUGCAGUUACGGGCCAUGCAAGCUGCAGCAACUGGAAUGCCCCUAUGAAUGCCCUGAACUCUACCCUUCCGACCCUAAGUCCAAAGCUUGCUACCUCGACUGCUACUCUCCAGUCUGCAAGCCUUCUUGCAAAAAUCGCAAACCGAACUGUAACUCUCCGGGAGCAGCCUGCCUGGACCCGCGGUUCAUCGGCGGGGACGGGAUCGUCUUCUACUUCCACGGCAAGACCAACGAGAAUUUCGCCCUCGUCUCCGACCCCACCUUCCAGAUCAACGCCCGCUUCACGGGCCACAGGCCCGUGGGCCGGCCCAGGGACUUCACCUGGAUCCAGGCCCUGGGCUUCGUCCUGGGCUCCACCCCCACUACUACUUUCUCCCUCGAGGCCACCAAAUCCGCCACGUGGAGCGACGACGUCGACCACCUCAGGUUCACCUACAACGGCGCCGAACUCGCCGUCCCGGCCGGCCACCUGUCCACGUGGCAGUCACCCGACGACGUCAUCACGCUGCAGCGGACGUCCGACCGGAACAGCGUGGUGGUCACGAUCCCGGAGGUGGGCGAGGUGACGGUGAACGUGGUUCCGGUGACGGCGGAGGACGACCGGGUCCACGGGUACAAGGUCCCCGCCGACGACUGCUUCGCCCAUUUGGAGGUUCAGUUCAAGUUCUCCCGCGGGAUGUCGGAGAAGGUGGAGGGCGUGCUGGGGAAGACUUACCGGCCGGAUUUCAGGAACCCGGCGGCGAAGCCCGGGGUGGCGAUGCCGGUGGUCGGCGGGGAGGAUGUGUACCGGACGUCGUCGCUCCUGGCGGCGGAUUGUGGGGCAUGCUUGUUCGAUCCGGCGGCGGCCGGAAGUGGCGGUGAUUUGGUGAUGGUGGGGGAGAACGAGGUGAUUGAUUGCAGCGGGCGGUUUGGAAGUGGGAAUGGAAUUGUGUGCAGGAAAUGA
This is a messenger RNA of Linum tenue, 1047 nucleotides long. NCBI's taxonomy places the organism in Eukaryota, Viridiplantae, Streptophyta, Magnoliopsida, Malpighiales, Linaceae. The record is from the annotation of a GenBank genome assembly.